AUGAAUGAGUUUGUUAAGAAGAUAGUGAAUAAGGAUUCUUGUGCUGGUAGGUUCGCUAAGAUUCUUAAAAUAUCAGACAAAUGGAAAAUUAUAGUAUAUUUUAAGGAUCUAAAAUCAUCAAUAAAGGAAGGAUUAAUGGAGAAGAUUUGGAAAGUGAGAAACUUUAGAGAAAUUUAUAGGAAGGAGAAAAGGAAGAAGGAUCAUAAGAAGUCAUAUUUGGACACGCCACCACCCACAAGGGUUUAUUCUGAGUUAAGUGGUAUUAGUAUGUAUCAACAUGUGGAAAGUCAAAAUGACGGCAAUGUGGAGUCUAAAGAGGCAUUGACUGUGGAUGUGAUUAAUAAACAUAGGAGUGAUGGAGUUGAGGAUGAAGUUGUUCUAUCAACGAUAAUGAAGGCGCAACAGAAGGAAGUAAAGAAAGUUCCUUAUCAAAGGUUCGAGUCGCCACCAUUGUCUUCAUUAAGAGUCAUUCAGGAGGUAGAGCCAUAUAAUGUGAUACAAAGAUAUACGAUGCUUAAUAAUGAGACGGAUACGAAGAAUAUAAAUGAAAAGAGGGCGACUAAAAGUCUUAUGGGUAAGAAAUACACAAAAAGACUGGGAGUAGAAGAAAUAAGUUUAUCUGGUUAA
Molecule: messenger RNA, 627 nt
Organism: Rhizophagus irregularis DAOM 181602=DAOM 197198
Lineage: Eukaryota; Fungi; Glomeromycota; Glomeromycetes; Glomerales; Glomeraceae
Source: RefSeq, a predicted model, not a curated record